AUGAGCAUCCCAGGUGAAGAUGUCGAGUUCGGCCCCAACUGGGCGAACCUUCAUUGGUCCCAGGCCCAAUAUGACCACAUCCAGUUCGCCGAUUUUAAUAAUGUGCAGGUAGCCCAAUAUGGGGAAGUUAAGUAUUUCCAGCCGACAGACUCGGAGGACGAGAAUGCGCCUGAGGUAAACGGUGAGAACGGAGAGCAAAAGAAGCCCGGGGAGGAUGCCGAAGAGCCGGUAGAGGAGGGUGCGUCUGCUACAAGUGCCGCAGCUAAGAAGAAGGCGAAGAAGAAGGCAAAAGAAAAGGCAAAGAAGGCCGCCAAAGCAGCCGAAAAGGCCGCAGACCCCACGCCGGCGCCGGCGCCUGCUCCCGAGGCUGAGCCUGAGCCUGAGCCGAAGGAGGAACCGGAGGAGGCGACAUCAUCCGGCGGAAAGAACAAGAAGAAGAACAAGAAGAAGAAGGACAAGAAAAAGGAGAUGCCGGAAUCACCCUCCCCGUCCAGCCCGGCCGACGAGCCGACCCCCGCUCCUCCGGUGGCCGACGCAGACAAGGCUGAGGAAGCGAAGCCUAGUGAACCAGAGCCCGUAUCUGUUGAGAGCCAGUCAACAGAGCAGGCCAGGGAACUGGCUGAGUCUCAACCCAGCGAAGCCGCUGUCGAGCAACAAACUUCUGAGGCUAAGGCUUCCGAGGAAGAGAGUCAAUCACCUGCUGAGGAGCCGGCAGCGGCAGAGAAGCAGGAUGGAUCGCCGUCUACCGAGCCUGAGGCUGCGGCUGCGAAGGAGGAGUCCACUCCUGCAGUUACGGAGGAACCAGCUGCUCAGGUAACGGAGGAGCCGCCCGCCGAGAUCGCUGCCGAAAGCGAAAAGCCUUCUGAGGACGCACCCGUCCCUAAGUCUGAGUCAGAGGAGGUCCAGAAGCCUUUGGAAGCUGCUGCCCAACCAGAGGCAGAGGCCGAAGCUGAGGCGAAAGCCCAAGAAGAUGCCGAGGAGCCCCCAGCUGCAGAGCCAGAGAUGGCCAAGGCAGAGGACGCGGCUCAGGGCGACGUGAAGGUGGAGGAGCAAACCGCGGCCGCUCCCAAACCCGAGACUGCCGCCGAAGCUGAAACCGCCCCCGAAGCUGAAGCUGUUCCGGCUGCCGAGACUGCUCCCGAGUCUGUCGUUGCUCAAGCCCAGGAGACACCGGUUCCUGAGCCCGAUACCCAGGCCAAGGAAGUCGAGGCCUCCGUGCCCGGUCCUAGCAACGACGCGAAGGAAGAGCCAAUACCCACGGUCGAGGCCGAAGAGGAGCCCACUCCUCAGCCCCAGGAUGAGCCUGCUCCUCAGCUUGAUGUCGUCGAAGACUCAAAGGCCGAGCCGGAUGCCGCAGUCGAAGCAAGCGCUGCUGCUCCGGAGGAUUCCCCAGCUCCGGCGGAGGCGCACGAAACUACUAAAGAGCCCGCGGACGAGGCCGCUGCCUCGGACCCAGCUGAGAAGCCAACUGAGCAGUCAACCGAGCCUGGGCCGUCAGCCGAUGACGUGCCGCCUCCGGUAACAGAGCUUGACACCGUGUCAAAAGAGGAUUCGAUGCCCGACGAUGCACAGGAGGCAGCAACCGAGAAGGAAGCUGAGGUCGCUGCUGAGGUCAAGCCCGAAGCUGCCUCCGAGCCUGCUGCCGAGGAAGGGGCGGUUGAGGCGACGACAGCCGAGAAGUCUGAUGGGCCAACGGACGAACAGGCCGAGGUUCCAGCUCCAGCCGCCGCUGCGGAGAACGAUGCUUCGACCGAGCCCGAGGCUGCCGAAGAAAUUAACAAAGCUGGACCCGAGGUCCCUUCUGCCGAGGAACCUGCGCCCCAAGCUGCUGAGGCUGUCGAGCAAGACAGGUCCGAGGAGGCUGAGAAGCCUGCUGAGACGACCGGUGACAAGAGCGCAGAAGAGAAGCCCGCUGUUGCUGAGCCCGCGGAAGAGGCUAGCGCUCCUGAAGUAACUGCCGAGGCUGAGGUGGCAGCGGAAAGCAGCUCUCCGCAACGCGAUACACAGGAAUUUGCCGAACCUGAGGCCGAGGCUGCCGAUAAGGCCAACGAAGAGGUUUCCAAACCUGAAGACGAGGUCCAGGAGCCUCCUGCGGAGGACAAGACCGAGAUUUCUGCAGCCGACGAGGCCCAAGCGAAUGACGCCACGCAGGCAGAGGAUAACGUGGCGGCCAAAGCCAGCAGCACUGAGCCUGCACCUACUGAGAAGGCGGCAAGCGAGGCUCAAGAACUAAGGCCCGAGGAGGCUGACGAAAAGGAAGAAUCUUCUCCCGCUGUUGCCGAGGAGGUUGCCGAAGCUACACCAGAACCGGCGCCGGCGACAGAGCAGGUUGUGUCUGAGCCAGCUGAGGAAACCAAAGUCGAGCCUGUCGAAGAAUCCAAAGCUGAGCCCGUUGAGGAGGCCAAGGUCGAGUCUUCUGAUGUGCAGCAGCCUGAACAGGCCGGUAAGACCGAAGCAGAGGCUGCGGAGGCCCCCACAGCUGAGGUUAACACUGAGUCCGCGGAAGAGGCCGAAGCCGAACCCACCGAGGAGGUUAAGGCCGAGUCUCCUGACGAGCACCAGCCUGAAUCGGCAGAAGAAACCAAAGCAGAGACCGCGGCGGAGUCCAAACCUGAGCCUAUUGCGGAGGUCAAGGCAGAUGCUACUGAGGCCAGCGCUGAGCCUGAUCAGACAAAGCCUGAACCUGUCGAUCCAGAGGCCAAGAAAGCUGACGCUGCCGAGGUCAACGCCGAACCCGCAGAAGAUGCCAAAGCCGAACCCGCCGUGGAGGUUAAGUUUGAGUCUCCUGAACCGACCGAGGACGCCAAAGCAGAGACUGCAGAGGAACCCACCCCAGAACCGACUGGAGAGGUCGAAGCUGAGGUGAAGGCUGAGCCUACGGAGGAUUCCAAGACCGUCCCCACCGAAGAGCAGAAGCCUGAGCCCGCCGAGGAGACCCCAGCAGAAGCCACAGCGGAGGCCGAGCCGGAAACCGUCGAGGAGGCGGAGGCCAAGCCUGCGGAUGAAGUCAAGGUUGAGUCCGCUGAGGAGACCAAGGCCGAAAUCCCAGUUCAGGCCGAGGCUGAGCCGGCUCAACAGACUCACGCCGAGCCUGCCGAAGAGGCUGAGGCUGAGGUUAAGGUUGAGGCGGUCGAAGAAGCCACCGCUGAGGUCAGAGACAAGGCCUCUCAGCAACCUGAGGCUGCCCCUACCCCCGAAGCGAAGGACGAAGCGGAAGCUGAGCCCGUCGAGGACACCAAGGUCGAAGCUGCUACAGUGACGAUGGCUGAACUGGCGGAGGACAAGCCUGAACCUGCUGAGGAAGCGCAGGUUGAGAGCACCGAGGCUGUUGCCGAGGCUGCCGAAGAGACCAAGGCUGGACCUGAGGAAGUCAAAGCUGAAGCUGCUGAAGAGACGAAGGUCGAGUCCGCCCAGGACGUCAAGACUGAGCCGACGGAGGCUGAGUCUCUAACUGCUGAGGAAGCCAAGCUUGAGACUACCGAGGCUAAUGCUGAGGUCCUCGAAGAGGUCAAGGCUGAAGCUGAGGAGAUUAAGGCUGAAGCUGCUGACGUGGCUAAUGUUGAGCCUACUGAGGAAACCAAGACUGAGCCGGUUGAGGAGUCCAAACCAGUCGAGGAUGGACACGCCGAACCUGCAGAGGCGAAGUCAAUCACUGAAUUCGGGACUGAGGCGGAAACCAAAACCGAGGCUGCUCACGAGCCUACUUCUGACGCUGCCAAGGCCAAUGCGGCGGAAGAGCCGACCGAACCCGCAAAGGCCGAGCCCGCUCAGGAAAACGCGACCGAGACCGCAACGGCCCAACCCACUCCGGAAGCCCAACCUGUCCCAGCCGACGAGGCCACGGCGGCCCCUACCGAUGAUACAACGGUACCGCCGGCUGCGGAGGCCGCCGCCGAACCGGCUGAGAAGGUUGAGGUAACGCCUACGGAAGAGCCCGCGCCCAUCGAAGAAGCUAAUCCUGAGCCCGCUGAAGAGCCCGAGGCUGAGCCUGUCGCGGAAGCCAAGCCCGAGACUGUCGAGGAGUCAAAACCUUCUUCUGCCGAUGAUAACGCAAACAUCGAGGCAACUGCCGCUCCAGCUGCCGAGGGAGAGUCCCAGCCAGAGCCAAACCUUGAGACUGUCAAGGCACAGGCGGACGAGUCCGAGCCUACUGAUGGGUGGAAGCCCGAGCCCGCCGGAGAGCCCAGACUCGGAAUCACCGAGGAGUCCAGUGCUGAGCCAGCCAAGCCCGAUGUCGAGACAGCGAGCGCUGCAGCCGCCAGCGAAGAAGAGCCAGCACCUGAAGCUGUCCAGGUACAGGCGGUCCAACCCGAGCCUAGAGAGCUUCUGAAGCCUGAGCCUGUUGGAGAGACCAAGCCCGAGGCGGACAAGGUUGAUGUCGAGGCGGCUGCUGAGGUCACGAAGGAAGAACCCCAGCCGGAGCCAGCACCUAAGACUGCUGAGGAACAGGCGGCAGAGCCUGAGCUUGUUGAAGAGGUCAAGCUUGAUGAUGUUGAGGCGACCAACGCUGAAGUCCCUAAGGACGAGCCACAGCCGGAACCGACUCCUGAGCCUGUCCUUGAGCAGGCGGCCGAGUCCGAGGCAGCGCAGACGACCGCUGCGGAGGAGCCUGCCGCAAUCGCCGAAAUGGCUGCGGCUAGCAGGUCUGAGGAGGCUGUGGCCCGUGGAGUGGCAGCUGCGGAGGCCCAGAGAGUCGAAGAGAAAGAAGCAGAGACAGCCAAGGAUGAUGCUCCCCGUGACCUGGUCCAAGAGGAGAAGUUGGAACGGAACGACACAACCACCGGAGCUGACGGACCCCCCAAGAAGGCCGAGGCGGCACAGGACGAUGAGAGCAAAGACACGGUUGCUCCGACUCCCAGUGAGCACAAGGUGGCUGCGAGGAAGGCUACAGGUGAGGCACACCCAGUAUUGCUUGAUACCCCCGGUGGCAGUGGCAUUGCAGGACAGGAGGCUUCAGAAUGCAUUUCACAACCAACGGACACGGACUUGGACUUGCGACUUUCGGAUGGCCAUGAUACCCAGGAGACAAAUUUGGUGACCGCAACAACGAUUGCGAGUAAUGAUACCCCUGAUACCCUUGAUACCCCCAACCAACUUAAUACUGGUAAUGCGGUUGGAAAUAAUGAGCACGACACGGAGACGAGGCCGGACAAAGCGCAGGGCGCUUCUAAUCCUGAAGGCAUGGCGUACAGCGAACCAGCUGAACUCGCAAACGGCACUGCCCAAGGAAACACUUCUGAAAAAGCUACCGAGGACCUUCCGGCUGAGCAACUUGACGCCGAGUCUCGGGAUGUUUCACUUUCGAAGACUGAUGUCGCGGCUCUCGGGGCGUCAGCGCAGCAGGAAGAGCAAGCUCAGGAGGUUUCUCUGGAGGAGCAAGCGCCUGCUGAGGAAGCCAAGGCAGGCUCUUCGGAUGCGCCAGCGGAGAACGAGCCAACUAUCAUCGCUGCGGAGGCCAGCCCGGCCGACGACACCACCCAAGGACCCGAUGCUGCAGAGUCUACAGCGCAGGUGUCGGAUGCGAAGAGUGCUGAGGAGCCAACCUCUGAGGUUGUCCAGCCUGCUCCUGAUGUAGCUGAAGGGGCAUUGGCUCAGGAAGCGCCGGCCCCCGUCGAAGAAAUCCAGCAGAACGCCUCUGCUAAAGAACCGGAACCCGUCGUCGAACCUGCCGCCGCCAAAGUCCAAGCCGUCGCCGAGGUUGUCCCUGCUACGGAAGAGCUGGGCCCUGUUGUCGAGCCUCCUGUUCCUGAGCCUGCCCAGGCCGAGGGCCACAUGCAAGCCGCUGCUGCCAAGGCCACGGAAAGCGCCGAUGAGCCUACCAAGGCCGAGGAAGCUCUUGAAACCGAUAAGCCUACCCAAGUUGAGGAGCCGGCGAGUACUGACAAGCUAGCGGUGGCCGAAGACCCCGUUCUCAUCACAGAGCAGCCAAGCGACAUACCCGAGUCCCUUGUUUCUCAGGACACGACUACUAGUGAACGAGAGCCCAUCCAGGGACCCACGACACAGGACACAGAGGUAACCCGGGCCUCAAGCCAUGUUCCUGACGCGGACAAACCCGUUCCUGAGACCUCCUCGGAAGAGUACGUCAUGGUCGAGGCGAGCUCACUCCCCCCUUCGGAGUACGACCCGCGAGAGACGAGCCUCUCUCUGCAGACAGAGACCACCUACCCGCUGCCGACCGACACCACUGUUACGCUGCCCACGGAGACGUCGGUCUCACUUCCCGAUGGCGCGAAGGAGGUAUUGGGCCUCAGGGAAGAUGCCGCAACCGCUGAUGAUGAUUCACACGAGAAGAAGGUUGCGAUUGGCGCGGGCGUAGCGGGCGUCGUGGGUGUUGCCGCUGCCGCUGCCCUUGUUGCGCACAAUCUGCCUUCCUCUGACGAGCCAGGCCUACCGGCGACGGUGGCGCGCCUUGAGGAGUAUGCGGCUAAGCUUGAGAAGUCUAAGCCUUCGGAGGAGACCCUUGCUGAGGAGAUCCCUGGAGAAGGGGCCAAAUGGUCCGAGACAUUGCCAUCGGGUGAGCCGACCGAGCAAGCUAGAUCGGUUGCCACAGCGGAGUCCUCCCAGGUUGUGGUGGACAAGGCAGUCCCGCUCUCCGAGUCCUUCCACGUAGUGCACAAGGACGCGCCAGCCCAGGAAGAAGCGGCGAGUGGUGAAGAUAAGAAGACGGCUUCUUCUGAGGAUGGUGAGGAAUCUGCUGAGCGGCCCGCUGUUGCUGGCGUAGUUGAUGAGGAGAAGACGAUGACUGACGAUGGCUCUCUGGUUGCCUCAAGACCGACAACCGAAGGAACAGGACCGCAACCCCAGCCCCAAACCGGACCCGGACCCGGCCGCCCCGGCCCCGAAGAAGAGCUCGUUCUGGACUUCCGCGUCCCCACUCCUGGUGUCACUCUUCCUGACCUCGACGAUCCUGUGGCUAAACAGCUAAGCCGGAUGCGCAGCCUGCGCCGACAGCGGAGGAAGACCAUCAAGCAGGCCGAGGAGAUGGUGGCUGCCGCUGUGGUCCUCUACGCCACCGCCCAGGCCCUUAGUCCGCCAGGAAGCCCGAGACUUGCCAGUCCAGUUCCCGAUGUCCUUGGUUCGCCCGAAAUGCAUUCUGCUGACGUGAAGGGGAAGGGGAAGGAGAAGGAGGUUGCGAUGCCCGUCCUGUCUCUCCAGGAUCCACCGGCCGAGGACGAGCAGGGCAGGGGCAGAGCCAGGUCGAGAGAUCUUCUUGAUCCUGUUGCUGACCUUUCAGUAGACAAGGCCAGAGAGCCGCUCAAGGCCGAGGAUGCCAGGGUAGCCCACAGCAGUUCCAGACGCCACAGCCACCACUCUUCGCGCCAUCGGUCUCACCACCGUGACAGCCGUGAUGGGAGCAAGGACGACGGCUCCAGACGCUCACACCGUUCUCGAGCGGACAGCUACGCGUCGGUUCGCUCGCGCGGCGAGGAUGAGCCUCCCCCGCGCACCCCCACCCGAGAGGACGGCGGCUUCUCCGAGCACAGGAGCAGCCCGCACUCCCGAAGACACCACUACCGCACCCCAGAGGAACAAGCCGCUCACGAAAGGCGCAAGGAAGAGCGGCACCGUGCCCGCGAGCUCGAGAAGGCCAAAGACGGCGGAGCGCCCAGUUCGCCAGCCAAGGCCGACAAGGACAGCAAAGAUUAUUCGGCCGCGCGCGACCGUGACCGUGAACGGUCUGAGCGCUCCGAGCGGUCCUCACACUCCCAUCACCGGCACAGCUCCCGCCGCCACAGCCACAGCCGCACGAGCAUGGAGCCGCAGCCGCCAUCCAAGACCGAGCUAUCGCCGCCGUCGCCAGUAGCCAGCAAGAAGUUCUUCGACAUCAAAAACGGCCAGAGCGUGCUCGAAGUCAAUUUUGGUUCCUCAUCCACCAAGGAGUCUGCCCUUCCGCUCCCCAUCCCUCUGCCGUCUGCCUCGUCAUCUUCGACGACCAAAGCCGCAAUACCUCCUCCUCCUCCUCCUUCCUCCAGCGGUGGGGAGAGGGAGCAGCUUCUCAGGCGUUCCAGUACGACGCGCAGCAUGGGCAGGGUGCGCAGAUCGGAGGACCGCAUCCCGCGCAGGGAGGAAGAGCCUCUGCCCACCACCACCACCACCACCACCACUGCUGCUGCUGCUGCUGCUACGACCAAGUCCAGCCGGGAUAGAGACAGAGACAGAGACAGAGAAAGGGAACACAAGCACAAAGGGUCGACCGCAACAGCAGGACGUGCAUCCGUGGGCGAGGCAGAGGCAGCAGGCGGGUCGGGGUCAUCGUCCGGCGGGGAUGGGUCGGACGCGCAUGCGGCGCAUCGGGCCAAGAGGCUGGAGAAGAGGGAGAGGGCCAGGGAGAAGGAGCAGUCCAAGGGCGGGCUCAGGGGUGUUAUCAAGAAGCUUUUUGGUGGGAGUGGGUGAAUGUGAAUGCAAUCAACAAGGGAAUGAACGAAAAGAGAGAGGUUGGGCCUGGGGCUGGACUGGUGGGGUUGAGGGCAGUUCAUAUGCGGACUGGGGGGUCUAACGUUGUGCGCAGGUUGACACGGGAGGCGGGAGGAUGGAUGAUGGUGAUGAUGUGAUGAAUACUCUUCUCUUCUCUUGUUUCUGUUGUGACAAGUUAUGAGUCUUAUGAUGGGUCGAUAGCCUGUAUGGACGGACGCUCACGCAUGAGUGUGGAUGUAUGGGCUAAGGCCGGGAAUCAUGGUACUACGUAUCAAGGUGUGUG
Chaetomium strumarium is the source of this 8701-nucleotide messenger RNA. RefSeq lists its product as uncharacterized. The coding region runs from base 1 to 8397 and encodes 2798 amino acids. NCBI's taxonomy places the organism in Eukaryota, Fungi, Ascomycota, Sordariomycetes, Sordariales, Chaetomiaceae. The transcript is spliced from 4 exons. The record is from RefSeq and is a predicted model, not a curated record.